CAAAAUCCCGUGACCUCCACUCUCUCGUUUCUCCCUCCUACUCUCCCUCAGCUCUCUCUAGCUCGUCAAAAAAACACUCCUCCGUCAGACAUUUUGAUCUGAUUCCGGAGUAUAUUUUUUCACUUUGAUUAACUUUACUUAGUUCGUGCCACGAAGACAACUUGAGACCUUCAAUAAAUUAAUGUGAUGGAGAGAUUUAUGGAGCCACUGUAACAUCUAAUUAGACACUGUCCUGCAUUUUGUCGGGAAACGACGUUCGAUAUGGCACAAAACUUGAGAUCGAGCAGGUCAUCAUUUGGCUCUAGCAAUGGAUUUGAAGCCCCUUCAAACAGCUCUUUGUCCAUAUCAAACGCGGAAGAUUAUGAUUCCGAUGGUUCUAACUUUGCCCCGCCUACGCCGAAUACUCUGUCUUCAGUUAUGCCGCCCGAACUUGCUGGUGCUAUACCAUUGAUUGACAAGAUCCAGGUAGAGGGGUUUUUGAGGGCUAUGCAGAAGCAGAUACACUCGGCCGGUAGACGUAGUUUCUUCUCUAAAAAGACAGUGGGCACUCAAGUUAGACAGAAGUUUAAUAUUGAGGACAUGUUGUGCUUCCAGAAGGAUCCUAUUCCAACCUCAUUGCUGAAGGUGAAUAGUGAUCUCGCUAGCAGAGCUGUUAAAUUGUUCCAGGUUAUCCUUAAGUAUAUGGGGGUUGAUUCUUCUGAACGAGUCACUCCGGCUAGCUUAGAUGAACGCAUUGAGCUUAUCAGCAAACUAUACAAGCAUUCUUUGAAGCGCUCAGAACUCCGGGAUGAGCUUUUUAUGCAAAUCUCGAAGCAGACAAGAAAUAAUCCCGACAGUGAGUUUAACUGGGUUUUAGGAACUUAUAUUUUGCGGGUUUAUGGAAUUUUGUUGUUCCACAUUGCUCGAUUCUGUGUGGGUUACAUUAUGCUUUGUCAUAACAGGCGCUCAUUGAUUAAGGCAUGGGAACUUAUGUAUUUAAGUGCGUCCUGCAUGCCUCCUGGAAAGGAAAUUGGUGGCUAUUUGUCCGAAUAUGUGCAUACUGUGGCACAUGGUGGCAGUAAUGAUACCGAAGUUCAAGUCCUUGCUAUGAAUACAUUAAAAGCAUUAAAGCGGUCUGUGAAGGCCGGACCUAGGCAUACAAUACCCGGACGUGAGGAGAUUGAAGCAGCUUUGACUGGUAAAAAGCUUACGACUAUAGUGUUCUUCUUGGAUGAAACCUUUGAAGAGAUUACAUACGACAUGGCCACGACUGUAGUUGAUGCCGUUGAGGAGCUUGCUGGAAUAAUCAAACUAUCAGCAUAUUCCAGCUUCAGUUUGUUCGAGUGCCGUAAGGCUGUUGUUUCAAAAUCACCUGACCCUGGAAAUGAGGAGUAUAUUGGUUUAGAUGAUAAUAAGUAUAUUGGUGAUCUACUUGCGGACUUUAAGGCGUCAAAGGACAGGAGUAGAGGAGAGAUUUUGCAGUGUAAACUUACAUUUAAAAAGAAAUUGUUCCGGGAGUCUGAUGAAGCUGUUACAGACCCGAUGUUCGUGCAGUUAUCAUAUGUCCAACUGCAACAUGAUUAUAUGUUGGGCAAUUAUCCGGUUGGAAAGGAUGAUGCUGCACAGUUAUCGGGUCUGCAAAUAUUGGUUGAAGUUGGAUAUGUUGUUUCUCCAGAGACAUGCACUGAUUGGACGUCCCUUCUGGAAAGAUUCCUCCCGAGACAAAUUGCAAUUACUCGAGCAAAAAGAGACUGGGAAUUAGAUAUUCUUUCUCGUUACCGCUCAAUGGAGAAUUUGACAAAAGAUGAUGCGAGACAACAAUUCUUACGGAUCUUGAGAACGCUUCCUUACGGGAACUCAGUGUUCUUUGCUGUCCGUAAGAUUGAUGAUCCCAUUGGACUCUUGCCAGGCAAAAUUAUUUUAGGCAUUAAUAAGCGUGGGGUUCAUUUCUUCCGUCCGGUGCCAAAAGAAUAUCUACAUUCGGCUGAGUUGAGGGACAUAAUGCAAUUUGGAAGCAGUAAUACUGCUGUUUUUUUCAAGAUGAGAGUUGCUGGUGUCUUGCAUAUAUUUCAAUUUGAAACAAAGCAGGGGGAGGAAAUCUGUGUGGCCCUUCAGACACAUAUAAAUGAUGUGAUGUUACGGCGCUACUCCAAAGCACGUGCUGCUGCUCAUGGUUCAAUUAACGGAAACUCCCCUGAUAUUGUUCGACCUACUAUAGACAUCAAUGAGAAACGUGUUUCAAACUUGUCAAAAUCUCUUGAAGAAUCAGAGAAUAAAGUCAAUCAAUUGCAAGAGCAGUUGCAUGAAAAGCAAAAUCAAGAACUGAAAAUGAAAGAAGAUUUUGAGAGUUUGAAGGGCAUGCUGCGGUCUGAGAAAAGAUAUUUGGAAGAAGUCAUUUCUGAACGUGACAAAUUGCGAGCUUCAUGUGAGGACAAAGAAUCGGCACUUCAGGCCGCAUUGUUGGAGAAACAAAACCUAGAAGAGAAGUUUGCAAAGCUGAAUGGUCAAGGAUUGGGGAGCAAUAUCAAGAAAGAGUUGGUCGAAACAAACAAUCUGGUUUUGCGUAAGACUCAGGGUGAACUAAAAGCACGCAGUGCAGAGUUGCUUGUGGUAGAAGAAUCCAAAAGGAAAAUUGUAAAUGAGAAGACAUUACUCGAAGAAAGAUUUUCGAGACUUGAGAAGAAGUAUACUGAUGAGAUUGCUCUUAUUGAGAAACGGUUUGAACAUGAACGCAAGACUAUGAAGCAUCAGAUUAUCGAGCUUGAAAAGAAGUUGGAAGAAACCACACAAAACUUAAUCGUCGCACAAUCUGCUAUUGCCAUCAAAGACAAAGAUUUAUGUGCCUUGCAAAAUAAUCUCAAGGAACUUGAAGAGCUUAGAGAAAUGAAAGAGGAUAUCGACAGGAAAAAUGAGCAAACCGCUGCAAUAUUGAAGAUGCAAGCGGCUCAAUUAGCUGAGAUGGAGGCACUGUACAAGGAGGAACAAGUUAUGAGAAAACGGUAUUUUAACAUGAUGGAAGACAUGAAGGGCAAAAUACGUGUAUAUUGUCGAUUAAGACCCCUAAGUGAAAAGGAAAUAUAUGAAAAGGAGAAAAAUGUUCUUGCAAAUGUUGAUGAGUUUACUGUAGAGCACACAUGGAGAGACGAUAGAGUGAAGCAACACAUGUACGAUCAUGUUUUUGAUGGUCAAGCCUCACAAGAGGAUUACUUGGUACAAUCAGCUGUUGAUGGAUACAACGUGUGCAUAUUUGCCUAUGGGCAAACUGGUUCAGGAAAAACAUUCACAAUAUAUGGAUCUGAGAGUAACCCUGGGCUCACUCCACGAGCAAUAGCUGAACUCUUCAGAAUUAUAAAACAUGAUAGUAAAAAGUUUUCUUUUAGUUUGAAGGCAUACAUGUUGGAAUUAUAUCAAGACACCCUAAUUGAUCUCUUGUUGCCAAAGAAUGCUAAGCGUUUGAAAUUGGAAAUAAAAAAAGAUUCAAAGGGUAUGGUGGUUGUGGAAAAUGUAACAAUGUUAUCGAUUACAUCAUUUGAGGAGUUGAGAAGUAUUAUUGAGAGAGGAUCUGAACAACGGCAUACAGCUGGAACCUUGAUGAAUGAACAAAGCUCAAGAUCACAUUUGAUACUCUCUGUUGUUGUUGAGAGUACAAAUCUUCAAACUCAAUCUGUUGCCAGAGGGAAGCCUUUUGCUUUAAUACCCUUUGCUCAAACUUCUAAGGAAAUUUCAGGAAAGGACUGUGACCAUUUUUCAGUAUUAUUUGUUACACCUGUUUUGCUUCAUUCAAGUCCUUUUGCUUUAAUCCUCGUGCAGCUAAGCUUUGCAGAUCUUGCCGGGUCCGAAAGGGUGAAAAAAUCGGGCUCUUCUGGUAGUCAGCUAAAAGAAGCCCAAAGCAUCAACAAAUCACUUUCUGCUCUUGGAGACGUUAUCAGCGCUUUGGCUUCCGGCAGUCAACACAUUCCGUAUAGAAACCACAAGUUGACGAUGUUGAUGAGUGAUUCACUUGGCGGUAAUGCCAAAACACUAAUGUUUGUAAAUAUAUCUCCUGCCGAGUCGAAUCUGGACGAGACCUACAACUCUUUAACGUAUGCUUCCAGAGUUCGGUCAAUUGUGAAUGAUCCGAGUAAAAAUGUUUCAUCCAAGGAAGUGGCUCGUCUGAAGAGGCUGGUGGCCUAUUGGAAAGAGCAAGCUGGUCAAAGGGGUGAUGACGAGGACUUGGAAGAAGUCCAGGAAGAACGAGUCCCUAGAGAAAAGUCCGAUGGGCGACAUACAAUGUGAGUGGUAUUUGAAAUUGACAUGAUUUUCCAGUCUUCCCUAAGAUGUCUGACUUCUCUUGAUUAUAAGGGCGUAGGAUAAAGUUUUGAGAGAUGUCCUCUAGCGUGCCUGAAAAUUUUGCUGUGGCACGAGGUGUUUUACUUCGAGGGGUUCUGACUGAUUUGUACAGUGUGUGUAUUUGUAUAUGGUAAUUCAGAUUAUUAUUGGCAAUAUGUGAAAUUGCAUUAAUNCGUUUUAAAUUAGUUUGAUUCGAUUCAGCAUGUAAAUUUUGUU
Striga asiatica is the source of this 4524-nucleotide messenger RNA. NCBI's taxonomy places the organism in Eukaryota, Viridiplantae, Streptophyta, Magnoliopsida, Lamiales, Orobanchaceae. The record is from the annotation of a GenBank genome assembly.